This is a messenger RNA of Harpegnathos saltator (Jerdon's jumping ant), 5527 nucleotides long. RefSeq names its product WD repeat, SAM and U-box domain-containing protein 1. The record is from RefSeq and is a predicted model, not a curated record. Gene Ontology annotation, biological process: protein ubiquitination. Bases 426 to 3146 code for a protein of 906 amino acids. The transcript is spliced from 18 exons. Gene Ontology annotation, molecular function: protein binding; ubiquitin-protein transferase activity. NCBI's taxonomy places the organism in Eukaryota, Metazoa, Arthropoda, Insecta, Hymenoptera, Formicidae.
GAAGAGAAAGAGAGAGAGAGACAGUAAUAUACACGCACAGUAAAUGCACAGUAAAACGAAACGCGAGAAAUUCGCAAGAAUUACGCAACUCGUGCUCCCUACGUCGUGUGUAAACGUGAAAGAAUAGAAUUGGCGAGCGAUUAAACCAUGACAAAAAGUCGUCGCGAUUUAGUGAGUGCGUAACUAGCGAGAGCGACCGACACGAGAGCGGCGGCGACUCGUGCACGCUUGAUUUAUCCUUCAUUUACCGCUCAGUCACACAGAGAGGCUCAUUGGCUCGUUAACGGGUUAGAUGUAACGGCGACGAUCCCACGCAAAGUGUAACGGAUGAAUUGUUAUGAAAUAGCUAUUUUCGUGCCGGACGAUUAAUACGGGGAGAUAUUAAUAGAUAUCUAAGAACCCCGUUAAUCUGAAGAAAAACAGCCAUGACUGCCAUAGGCGACGUGCAAGUCUUGCAGACUCUCACAGUUUACACCAGCGAUAUAAACAGCGUCGACUUCGCCGGCGAUUGCGUGCUGGUAACGGGAUCCGGGGACAAACGCGUCCGAGUUUGGGAAUGGCAACCCGGCACUGGCUACGUGGAGGCUUACUUUUCGCCGCUGAUGGGUCACAAGUACGGCGUUACCGCGGUCAAAAUCAGCCCCCAAUCCACCAUGCUAGCCACGUCCAGCAUAGACGGUACCACGUUGCUUUGGAAUUUACGUACGGGGACGAAGAUACACGCCAUGGUUCAAGUGGGCGGCGAAGCGGUGAGGGUAUGCAGAUUCUCGCCAGAUUCGACGUUACUCGCGACCGCCGGAGAUAACGGCCAAGUCUGCAUCUGGGAUCUGGUUCACCGCAAUUUAAUCAGGUGCUUUCAGAAGCACGAGGGUGCCGUGCAGAGCGUGGCCUUCUCGCCGGACUCCUGCUGGCUCAUCACCACGUGCACGCUGGGCGUCCUCAAGCUAUUCUCCACUGCCGAACUGAUCGACACUUGUACCUCUAGCAAUCAAGACGUCACGGAACUUGCUUCGAUCGACGAUGCUCACGACAUGGGUGUGGUUUGCUGCGACUUCUCGAGUUUUCAGGAAGUCACGUGUAACGAGCCGUACACCAAGCUUUAUCAGCUGGUAACGUGCGGCAACGAUCACGAUGUGAAACUGUGGGAAGUCACGGUGAGCCAGAACAAAUGCGAGGCCCAGCCUUCUACUGCCACUGUACAGCUUUGCAGAGUGAUGGAAAAGCACAGCAGUGCCUUAACUUGCGUCCGUUUCAGCAGCAACGGAUUAUACAUUGCCAGCUGUAGCCUCGAUAAAACGGCAGUAAUUUGGGAGACGAGCUCGGGAAAAAUUGCAUCGAUACUGUCCGGUCACAAUAGAUACGUCGCUUGCUGCGCUUUUUCACGCGACGGCAACUUGUUGGCGACAGGCUCCAAUGACAAAUCGGUGAUCGUGUGGGACCUGACGGGAAACCUGAAUAUCGAUUCCGAGCUCUCGAGAAUUGGCGCCAAGUGGUUCGUGAGUGAUCCUGAAAAGAGCGCUAUGCACGAGCAAGACGUGAUGAGGAACGUCGAAACUUUCGCUAACGAGGUGAGACUGAUCCAAAGACUGGAGGAGCACAACGGGGCGGUGAACAGCGUUGCCUUCUAUGGGAACAAUCUUUUAGCUUCAGCUUCAGGGGAUAAACUAGUGCGCAUAUGGAGCGUGGAGACGGAAGAGGAGGACGGGCAGGAGGUGAUCAAGAUACAGGAGAAGCCCUUCAGUCCGCUCGAUGCUCACACCUACAGUGUCAACUACGUGGAGUUCAGUCCGUGCGGCACGAUGCUCGCUUCCUGUUCGCUCGAUGGCACGACUCUGGUUUGGAACACGGAGAUCGGCGGUCAGGCAAAGUCCUCAUUCGUCAAUUCUGGGACCGGCAUCCGGGUGUGCCGCUGGUCACCGGAUGGCGUGAAGAUCGCCACUGCCGGCGACGACGAGAAGACCACGUUAUGGGACGUGGAGACCAUGGACGAGCUGCAGCCGUGUUACAGUGUCUUCGAAGGACACGCUGACGCGAUAUCGGCUAUUGCGUUCACGCACGACUCUCGGUACUUGGUAACCGCGUGUAACGAGGGCACCUGGCGGCUGUUCGACACCCUGGACGAGAAGAACGGCAGCGAGGCGUUGAUGGUUUGCGACGCCAGCCACGAUCUGGGUGUUCAGGGAUGCGACUUCAGCCCCACUUCGAGCUCCACGAUGUGUACCAGAAACUCGGACAUGAACGUCGACCAGCAAAUGUAUCUCUUGGCGACGUGUGGCAACGACUCGCUGGUCAAACUGUGGCAUGUAAUCAUAUCGAACGAGCCACCAGCCGAUCCGGACAGCAUCGGAACGAGCGAGUCUGGGACGCGUUACAAGGAGAAGAAAUCCUUGGCCGGGCACGGCGGCAACGUCAUGUGCGUCCGUUUCUCGCCCAUUCACGGGGAAGUCCUGGGUAGCGUCGCGACGGACAGGACAGCUCGUAUAUGGAGCGUGUUUUCCGGAAGUUGCCUGUACGUCUUGGAGGAUCACGACAGUCUCGUCACGUCGUGCGCAUUUUCCGAAGAUACGACUCUCUUCGCCACAGGUGCGUUGGACAAGACCGUUCUGGUUUGGAAGGUGCCGCAGCAAUUAGUGUCACAAAGCAAUCUGAUGGACAGCCUGAGAAACAAGAAGAAGAGGGUGACGGACUGGAAUGUGCACGACACUUUGAAAUGGCUAAACGACAUCGAGCUAUCCAGACUGGCCAGGAGAGUGCUUCCUCUGAGAUUGACUGGACGACACUUGCUCUCCAUAUCGGAAAACGAACUAAUAUCUAAACUAGACAUCAAGGACGACGAAGAGGCGGUGGAGAUACUGAAGAGGCAAUUAUAUUGGCUAAAGCGUGAGGACUUCAAUGUCACGGAGAGUAUAGACGAGUCUGAGAUUCCCCAUGAAUACCUGUGUCCCAUAACGCACGAGAUAAUGAAAGAACCUGUGCAAUGUUCAGACGGAUUUACCUACGAGAGAGCGGCUAUAAACGAGUGGUUCCUGUGCGGUAAAUACACGAGCCCGAUGACGAACGAGCCGUUGCACGACACUUCCUUCACUUCGAAUAUCGCUCUCAGAAACGCUAUACUCACCCUACUGCACGGUGAAGGGCCGCAAUAAUGAUCGAAAUUUGCGCGUCACAUUGCGAUACGAGAAGAGAAAAGCAGAGAAUACUACACGCACGUGUCGGCAACUCGCCGAAUGCACGAGAAACGACUUUACUCCGCGGUAAGUUCGAGCGGCUCAAAGUUCAGCGGCUUUGACGCAGUGAUAUUCACUCCCAAGAAUCAGAAGGUACUUCGAACGUCGGACGUAGAUAUGACCGACUAAGAUCAAUUAGACGCUUGCAAAAAUACGAGAGAUGUAGCGGUGACCUUACAAAAGGUACGGCUUAUGAAGAGACGUUGCGAUUCCCAAAUUUUGCGCAAUUCGCCGAGAUUCUAACAUCACCCCAUUCUAAGGAUACUGCAUAUCCUCUUAAUAUCAGAAUGGCUCUGAUCUGACCAUCGAUCUGGGAGAAAGGGAAGAAGAGAAAGAGAAGACCAGUGUCUAGAAACGAAUAUUGCUGAAAGAAUUCCGAAUACAUUCGACGAUACGGCGCGUGUACUAUACUCUAACAAUCCAGAUACCUGAUGCAAAGCAACAGUACAAGUUAACGCAAAUUUAUUGACAAUCCUUGAGAUUACGGAUAGUGGGAGUGCUGGUCUAAGUAUCGAUAUUACGGAAUAGUCGAACGUACAUACGUACAUGUAGAUAGAUAGAGAGAGAUAGAGAGAGAGAGAGAGAGAGAGAGGGAGGGAGGGAGGGAGAGAGAGAGAGAGAGGUAUCGAAGAUACCUCGGAUUUUAUAUUAGUUCUACACGUACAAGCGGGAUUUCGGCCGAAUCGGCGUGCACCAUCUCGCAAGUGCGGCGUGCGUCUUUGCUACUCUCCAGCAUCUCGCAUCUCUUUCAAAUCUUUUAUAAUUCCAGUAACUCGUUCUCCCGUUAAACACUCGACUGCUCCCCGUAGGGGAGUUUACCGACCGAAUUUUAUAAGACCUUCUCCUCGGAGUACCGAUAUAUCAAGUAGAACUAAUUUCGGAUCUCUAAGAUUGUAACGACAGGGUCAACUUUGCAGGCGGGAAGGAGAAUUUUAGAGGACCGUCUUCUAGUGUCGAGGAAAGUGAUUUCCGUAGAAGGUUGUUGAGCAUUACUCUAGAUGUUACUAAACGAGCCGAAAUACCAUUUUUACAAUGGCGCGGAGUUGCAAAGUUUUUAUCCCAUCUCACGGUAUUGAGACUUUUCAAUUGAAAGCAGCUGAAAACCAAGUUUUCAGUUUAGAAUAAUUAAUGAAUGAUAAAAAAAGACUAAUGAAAAAGGAAAAAAGAAAAGUAAACUUGCGCGUUAUAAACACGUUUUAGAGAAUGGAUAUGCUACUUAGUAGUAUAGAGGAAUAUUUGUGCCUAAUGUAUAAGAUUAUACGGCGAGGAAUUAUCGUAUUUCUCGGAAUACUGAAGAUAUAUCUCGAUUUUCUAAUCCCUAGCAUCUCUCAUCGCGUUUUAACGUGCAUUCAUUCUCUUUAUUAUAUACUUUGAGGUUCGUACAGACGUAUUUUAAUUGUCGCGCGUAGUUUUGCGUGUGACACAACGGUGGUACAUUGCUUUGUUCACAACUCUUGAAAUGUAUAUCAGUUUUUGGAUAUUUUUUAUUAGUGGCACCGCGACAUAUUUAUAUAUACGUAGGAGUCUCCCUUUCUAACGCGUCAAUUGUUAUUCUAACAUUGCGAGCACAGAAUUAUUUACUAGUAUUAGUAGUGUUGUAAAUGCUAUCUCGACGUUCCUUUUGUUAUAUACACUUGUUAGAUCGGCGAUAUAAACGUGUCGGGGAUAGCGAGUAUCAGUUGUGACAGAUGGGAUGCGACAACUCAUUUUACUAUCACACGAUAUUAACUCUAACAUUAAUCGUAAAUACUAUAAACAAAAGUCGUUAAACGGAAGUCGUAUAUAAUUGUAAACAACGUGAAAGGAGACCGCGCUAUACUUACAUGUGCGCGUCAUUCGGAGGAACGCGAAUCGUCGAUUUAUCUUUCUUUGCGAGAGUUCACCCGAGAAUCCCCGAGGUGAUUUUACAGCUCGAAGCUGUCGAUCGUUUCUAAUUCUAACGUUUACGCACAGAUUUCUACGUGUUUUGUACGAGUUUUCCCGAUCACACCCGGAUUACACACCCGGGACACAGUUUUGUAAUUGUGCGUCUUCAAGCUGUCUCACUCGAGUAUCAAAGUCUGUAUUUCUGUGAUAUAAUUGAGAAAUCGUUUGAGAAAUCCUGCUGUAUGUCGAAGGUGGAUCUUAGAGUAUAAGCAGGCGCGAUCGAGAUCGAGAGUAAUUCGUCGAUCGCGCCGAUCGAGCAAAGUCCGACGCAAUCGAGCUUGAGCGUUAAGCGAUUUUACAGUUAUAAGCGUGAUCUUUUUCUGUAUAACUAUAUGUACGAGAAUAAAGAAGGAUAAUAAAAAUGAUCAUUACGA